GGGGCACGCGGAGGGAGCUCCGUCGUGAAGCUUAUUUCCCCGGCGGUGGGUGCAGUUGCUUUCUGGCUCUCAGCGCACGCACAGAGACUCCGCGGGCGCAGAUGUGGCCGAGACGUCAAAGCCCAACAACACAUUGGUUGCGGACGCUGCAACACUUCCAAGCCCGCUGUAUGAACUCUGCAAAUACUCCAGCAAACAAGAGCAGCAAUCUGGAACGUGACUGCGCCCACCGACAAUCUUGUUGUGGACUUGAAUUUCGUCUUUGGAGAGUGACACUCUCAACCCAAAUUUGAAACGGACUACAAUGUCUAUUGUACUGGGGUUACCUGCCCCGAGGGUCUUUUUGACGGGAUCUCCACGACCUUGGAGCGAACAUUUCCUCUUCUGGCGACAAUCCCCCAGACACGUCACACAACUUUGAGGAAUAGUACCUUCAACCGGAUUUGAACCGUUUUUUUUUUUUUAAGACUGAAACUGUGCAGUGAACACAAAGACAAAGCCAGGCUCCCGUACAAAAUGGCCGCACAAAGUCACCCAUCCAGUGGCAGCUCCGUGCCCGGUACAGGUAGCCGGACGCCCCCAUCAUCCAUCCCGAACGUCCUCGCAACUGGGCCAACCCGCUUCUGACACCAUUUGUCACAAAACUCCACUUUUCAGAACUCAUGCCAAAUGUUUAGAGUGCGCACCGAUCUUUCAGCACCAUGACGUGCACACAAAUAUGCAGAGUAGCAUCCAUUUUGAACUGAUUUUCAAUAUGGAGCAUGAACAUUUUGAAGGAAUUCAUCGCUCCUCCCCCUGUGUUGCUGCACACAUCAUGCGGUUGCGAGACAAUAUUUCAUUCGGCAGCAAUCGCUUUCAAACUGUGCUUUGUCAAGGCUGAAUACUGACAUUCAUGACAUGCGCUAAUGUCGCCCUCCACCUGUGGUGAAACCUAAAACAAAAGCUGACACAGGCUGCCGCAUACAGACUCGGUCCAGCGUCAUUGCGGUCCCGGCACAGAUGGCUCCUCUGACUCAAAACUGCUCCAACUGCAGCCAGGUGUCGGCUCCAGAACUCAGCACGGUCAAGGCUGUAGUUCUGGGCUCGGCGCUAGGCGUCUUCAUCGUGUUCGGAGCGGUCGGGAACAUCCUGGUCAUCCUCUCAGUAGUUUGCCACCGACACCUGCGGACAGUCACCCAUUAUUUCAUCGUUAAUCUAGCAGUGGCGGACCUGCUACUGAGCUCUACGGUACUACCCUUCUCUGCCAUAUUUGAGAUCCUGGACCGCUGGGUGUUUGGCCGGGUCUUUUGUAACGUGUGGGCAGCUUUAGACGUCCUCUGCUGCACGGCUUCAAUCAUGAGCCUGUGUGUGAUCUCUGUGGAUCGCUACGUCGGCGUCAGUUACCCGCUGCGUCAUCCGGCAAUAAUGACAAAGCGCAGGGCCCUGCUGGCUGUCACGUGCUUGUGGGCGCUGUCUGUCGUCAUAUCCAUCGGCCCGCUGUUCGGCUGGAAAGAGCCGGCACCGGACGACGAAUCCGUCUGCAAGAUCACCGAGGAGCCAGCCUACGCUAUCUUCUCGGCCGUGGGCUCCUUCUACCUGCCCCUGGCCAUCAUCCUGGCCAUGUACUGCAGGGUUUACGUGGUGGCUCGCAGAGAGAGCCGAGGCCUGAGGGAGGGUCACAAGACAGACAAGUCGGAUUCAGAGUUCGUGAUCCUCCGGAUCCAUCGAGGCAACACGACCGCGAGCGACGACGAGACCCUUCGCAGUCGCACGCACUUUGCCCUGCGAUUGCUCAAGUUCUCUCGGGAGAAGAAGGCGGCCAAGACGUUGGGCAUUGUCGUGGGCUGCUUCGUACUCUGCUGGCUGCCUUUCUUCCUGGUCCUCCCCAUCAGCUCCAUGUUCCCCGCUUAUAGACCGCCGGACACAGUCUUCAAGAUCACCUUCUGGCUGGGCUACUUCAACAGCUGCAUCAACCCCAUCAUCUACCCGUGCUCCAACCAGGAGUUCAAGAAGGCCUUCCAGAGUUUACUGGGAGCUCACUGUCUGAGGGCCACUUCGAAACCGCAUCAUCAUCAUCAUCAACAUCAACAUCUGGCUGUGGGCCAGAGUCAGAUGCACGUCCACAACCAGCCCCUGACUCUGAACCUUGCCGGCGGGGGGGCAUCCUGUGGCCUCAGCCCCUACUCUCCCGUUGAUCUGUCCAGGACUCCGUCUUCCCGGGAUAGCAGGGAGUGGAAGGUUUUCUCGGACGGUCCCGCCGGGGGAACCGGGCCAGCAGACAAAAGCAGAAAAGUGGCCCAACUUUGCAGUAAAAGCUUCCAGCGGACCUGCUGCUGCGUCCCCAUCGGUGGCAGCCCCGGGCAGGAGGCAAACUGCGCCCGUCCCCCUCUGGUCGGAAACCUUCCCACCAUUAAAAUCCAUCAAUUGUCCUUGUCGGAUAAAGGGGAGCCUGUAUAACCUCUGUAUUCUCACAUGAGAGCAUAUUUAUUGACUGGAGCCAGCAGUCUAGCGUUUUUAAAAUGGUUUCCUCCGAGGGCCAUAUACAGGAAACGCUACGGUUAAAAAUGCUAAAACCAGACCAUUGAGAAAUUAUUUAUGAUACUUCUUUAGAAAAACGACUACGUCACAGCAGUCUGCUGAAGGUGACAGGCAAAAAGUUUAGGAUUUUUCAGGAUUUUGGCCCUAUAUUGACUAGAGCCGCCCCAGCACUUAGCAGCAACUUAAUCUCAUCUCCACGUUCAGAAGCAAAACAAGAGUAAAAGUGUACUAAGCUGAAAUUUUUGAAAGCAGUUACUUGAGGAUCAUUGUGAUAGUCUUCUAAAUAGGACCUUGGCAUGGAGCAGAAAGCGGACGGAAACAUUUUUGCUUCUCACACUGAAUUUUCUUUAUUCACCUGGUCAUUAUGAUGACAAAUUUGUUUCUAUUUCAGUUGUAAAUAGUUUAUUUGCAUCUUUGCAUAGUUAGAAAAUAAUAAUGUUGUGGGCUGUGUCAAUUGUUAUUUUUAGUCGGUAUAUUCCACAAAUUUUUUUUUUAGCAGCCAUAAUUUGGACACUCCUGAUUUAACUCCUUAAAAUUUGACAGUCAUAAUGUAUAUGCCAUCCGUGGACGCGGAUGGUCUUGCAGGAAGAAGCCAAGACGUGAAGCAGACACAUUUUCUUUGGCUUGGUUUUGUGCAAACGUAUCGUUUACGUAUUAUACAAAUAUGCUACCGAAGAACAUUCAAAUGUAUUGUUUUGUUGCAUGAUAAAUAAAGCACGUCAGUGGUGCUUCAGCGAUCUCAAAAUCUUCCCCAAAGGAACCUUUCGUACGUCCAUGUCACGAGACAAUAAAUUUGUCAUUCACCAGCAAGGGUUUCAUGGUGACAUUUGUGGAC
Messenger RNA from Phycodurus eques (leafy seadragon), 3352 nucleotides. It is a transcript of the gene adra1aa, whose product is annotated as adrenoceptor alpha 1Aa. The record is from RefSeq and is a predicted model, not a curated record. Lineage: Eukaryota; Metazoa; Chordata; Actinopteri; Syngnathiformes; Syngnathidae. Gene Ontology annotation, biological process: cell-cell signaling; positive regulation of cytosolic calcium ion concentration; phospholipase C-activating G protein-coupled receptor signaling pathway. Gene Ontology annotation, cellular component: membrane. Gene Ontology annotation, molecular function: alpha1-adrenergic receptor activity.